This is a messenger RNA of Gasterosteus aculeatus aculeatus (three-spined stickleback), 3409 nucleotides long. RefSeq names its product interferon-related developmental regulator 2 (gene ifrd2). Lineage: Eukaryota; Metazoa; Chordata; Actinopteri; Perciformes; Gasterosteidae. The record is from RefSeq and is a predicted model, not a curated record.
CAACCCCCCCGCUGCCGGUUCGGCCAGUUGUUACUGAGAGGAAGAUGGUGGGCUUCGCGACAGCAACGUGCUCUAAACCCCGUCCCAAACACUCUGGAAACCACUCGCUGUCCCAGCCCGGCGUGAGAUACAGAUUACCGGGGGACCGCCACAGAUAAUACACCGUCACCGCCGUUGGUGAAAGGCGCUUCUGCGCCGACUCGUCGUCGUCGUUCCGGGACCGACAACAGCGCGGAGUCGCCGAGCGUCGCUGGUGGUUCGGUGCUCGUAGAGGACACGUGCCACCGCGAGCAAGAGCGCGAGAGUGGGUGUCGUUUAGUGGACGUUGACACCCCCUCCGGAGCUCGAGGUAAACCACGGAGAACCUCCAGCCCGCUGCCGCGCCACCCGUCGAGUCCGCGAGGAGCAGAACCGACGGUCCGCCUGCGAGCGGGCUAACUCCGGCUAGCUUGCUAGCUAGCCUCGGCUACGUCAGUCGGUCAGCCUGGUUGUGGACGGUGGACCAGAAGCGACGCUCAAAAUGCCGCGGGGCAAAAAAGGGAAACGUGGCUCCAGCAAGCCGGGCUCUCUCCGUCAAGAGGUCCUUCAGCUGCAUCUGUUGGCAAAAGCCUCGCCGAAAGGUGUUAGAAAUGGGGUGAAGGGAGAGUCUGGUGCCAGCGACGAUGAGCUGACGUCGGAUGUUGUCAGCCACUGCAGCAGUGCCAGCGAGUGCACUUCUGUGCUUGAAGAGGGCUUAGGAGGGGAGCAAGUGGAUGAGCAGACUGCGCAGGAAGAAACCGAAGACAAGCUCAAGCAGUGUAUAGACAACCUGAUGGACAAGAGCACUAAGACGCGCCUGGGGGGGCUCGAGUCGUUGCGACAGGCAUUCUCCUCCCGAGUGCUAUACGACUUUCUGACAGAGAGACGCCUCACCAUCACCGACUGCCUGGAAAGGAGCCUCAAAAAGGGCAGCGUGGAGGAGCAGGCAGCGGCGGCCACAGUCUUCACUCUGCUCUGUAUCCAGCUGGAGGGUGGAGACGAGGCGGAGGAGGGCUUCAAGAUGGUUCGCCCCAUCCUCACCGCCAUUCUAAUCGACAACGGUGCCAACGUAGCAGUACGCCAGAGUUGUGCCAGAGCUUUGGGGAUGUGCUGUUAUGUGUCUACCGCUGAAGAAGGAGAGGACUUGAUCAAGUCCUUGGCCCUACUGGAGAGCGUGUUCACCACUUCCUACCCCAAUAGAGAGGGAACGCUGCCCACCCCCAAACCCGGCAGUCCAGCCCUACACAACGCCGCCCUGCAGGCCUGGUCGCUGCUCGUCACGCUAUGUCCUGAAUCCAGAUUGACUGUGCUGCUUGACCAUCACCUCCCCAAACUACAAGCGUGUCUGCAGAGCAGUGACGUCAACUACAGGAUCGCAGUGGGAGAGACAAUCGCCCUGCUGGUGGAGCUCAGACGGGAUAUAGAUGAGGAAUUUGAGCUGGACAGUGAAAGUAUGUGUGAAAGUCUGAAGAGUUUAGCCACAGAUGGCAAUAAGCAUAGAGCCAAAAACGACCGGCGGAAACAGCGCUCCGUCUUCAGAGAUGUGCUACAUUACAUCGAGAAUGAGGAGUUCAACGUGGAGAAGAUCAGCUUUGGAAUGGAGAGCGUGUACAUCGACAGCUGGAUGAGGAGAAGAAUCUACGACGCCUUCAAAGAGAUCCUGGAGUCCGGGGUCAGACACCACCUACAGUUCAACCCACUACUGAGAGACAUCUUCGGCCUCGGCCCUCCCCUCAUCCUGGACGCUACGGUGAAAGGCACCAAGAUCUCUAGAUUUGAGAAGCAUCUUUUCAAUUCUGCCGCUUUCAAGGCCAGGACUAAACAGAGGAGCAAAGUUAGGGACAAACGGGCUGACGUCAUGUGAGAGAAGGAUGGUGAUGAAGAGAAAGGAAUGUAUGCAACGAACUCCCUGAGUUAUAUUGAGAUGGAGGCAAAAUGAUGCCUUCAGCUGUCAGACAUAAAGACUCUAAAAACUAAAACAGGGCUUUUCACUUGUAAGCAAGUUCUUGAGAUGCCAGAUGUUAUAUUCCAUGCUCUCACUGCCCCAGGCAAUUCCCCUAUGCCUCUUACCCGACAUUUGAUAUUCACCCAUCCCUAUUCCAAUUGUCUUUGGUUUUCCAAAUACUGGUUUGGUGCUUUAAACUCGAUGUAGAGCGUAGAAAUAAUGUUAAACAUGUUAAUGUGUGCUUGAAACAACUUCAUUACACAGGAGUGAAAGACGCGUCAUCUCCAGAUAUCAAAAAGUUCUUCCAUACAUUUUAUCAUUUGAAUGAAGACCAUGUGGUGUAUUCAGUUUCAUGUAAGACUCAAACAUUUUGAAGCUGUUCAUGGUACAUUUGAGAUCCUUGGAAGCGUCCAAGUUAUGGGCCCUGAUGGAUAUCAUUUCUGAUACUCCGCUCUCAAACGGCUGCCUGGUGGCUUGACGGGUCAGUCGAGUCUUUCUUUAAAAUCUGUAUUAUUGACCUCGGUUUUUGCAACAAGGUGCUUUUUAUGGACGUGAGCCGUUCUGGAUUUAGUCCCUGAAGGUUAAUUUUCAAGCAUCAAAUACGGCGACAAAAAGGCCACGAAGAUAUUCUCUAAAUACUCUUCGCCACUUUCUAAAUAUUCCUCAUUAUUCCCUUAUUCAUCCUCUGUCUUUACACCUCCAGUGUAAACCUCCAACUGGCAAAGCAGAAGCUGACUUUACAAACAAUGCAACCUAAAAGAAAAUGUGUGCAGUGUGUGUUUGAGUGUUUUAAUAGAACUUAAUUUAACAUCAUAAAAUAUAAUGCAUACAAAACACAAACAGAAGAUGCCUAAUUAAAAAAGGUAAUGUAUAUGUUUUAACCAUUUCUGGAGGAUAAUUGUAAUUUAUUGUAAGCAGUACUGCACUGCUGUUUUUUAAGAUUUGUUAAAAAUGCUAAGAACUGUUUACAUACACAAUAAUGGGAUACCAAUGAUGAGAAGAAUUAAUUUUUAUUUUUCUCAUGUAUAUUUUUUAAUGCGAGUGGGGGGGCUCCUGCAGUCUAUCCAUGUGCUGCGUAGAGGCCGCAUAGGGAUUCAUGGUAAGAUAUGUACUUGAAUCAUUAGACCCUUUUGAAUGACUUUUCCUCUGAGGAGCAGUAAAUGCAUACAGGCUACUAACUGCAGAUCAGAUGUUUGAUGUUUUUGUUUGUUGUGGUCAAUUAUUUUUGAUUUAUAUUUAAUUUAAAAAUGACACUGAACAGAUGGGAAUUUCUGUACCUUGAUGGAAACCUCAUCAUCUUUCAAAGUGUAUAUUGUUGAUCUGGGUGUGAAGUUCAGGAACAAGACUCAUUUAACAGCUUCACCAAAUUGACUCAUCAGUGGUUCUGGUGUCGUGACACGUGGACAAAAGAUGGAUCAAAGGAAAUAAAGACUAUUUAAGCAUGUU